AUGGACGCCUCCUCCCUCCGCAUCUCCAAGUUCGAUGGAACUAACUUCCACGCCUGGAAGUUCAAGAUGCAGAUGGUGCUGGAGGAACGGGACCUAUGGGAGGUCGUCAGCGGUGAGAUCAAGGCGGAACAGUGCGAGACUCAGUUGGACCAAGCGACGUACAAGAGGAAGUCAAGAAAGGCGAUGGCAGUGAUCUGUCUAGCCAUGGAAGAUUCCCAGCUACCGUUGGUCCGGUCGGCAAGUGGUGCAUGCGACGCAUGGUCAAGGUUGGAAGACCACUUCGAGAAGAAGAGUCUUGCCAACAAGCUGUUCUUGCGCCGUCGCUUCUUCACGACAAUGAUGGAAGAAGGCGACGAUGUACUCGAACACAUCAACAAGCUCAAGACGCUGGCGGAACAGCUAGAAGCGGUGGGGGGCUCCACUUUGGAGUCGCGCUCAGACACUCUUAGCUGGGAGCUCGUGACGUCUCGACUGCUUCAUGAAGAAAUGAAGCGGAAGGAGCAAGGAAGUAAAGGUGAUGAAGCUUCGCAAGGUCAAGCGUUCAUCACAAGGGACAAUCAGCGCAAAGGGCGACCAGUGAAGAAGUCCUGGCCGUGCCACAAUUGCGGAAAGAUUGGUCACUGGAUGGCGGAGUGCCCCUCGCGCAUCCAAGAAAACACGGAGAGACACCGGCCACAGCGUGCUCAAGACAGCGGCGACCGCUAUCGAUCACAACGUGCAAACGUCGCUCAAGAAGAAGACUCGGGCGACUACCUCUUUUCGAUCGGUGAAACGACAUCUGCGAAAUCGAGCGACAUCUGGCUGGUCGACUCGGGGCGACGCAGCACAUGA
Peronospora matthiolae is the source of this 831-nucleotide messenger RNA. The record is from the annotation of a GenBank genome assembly. Lineage: Eukaryota; Oomycota; Peronosporomycetes; Peronosporales; Peronosporaceae.